Messenger RNA from Rubroshorea leprosula, 2181 nucleotides. The record is from the annotation of a GenBank genome assembly. Lineage: Eukaryota; Viridiplantae; Streptophyta; Magnoliopsida; Malvales; Dipterocarpaceae.
GAAAAAGCCAAUUUGCAUCCAACCUCCUCCUUGUCAGUUUUCAGCUCUUCCUUGCUCUGCGUGCCAACCACACAGUUUUCAACCUUGCGGAUCUUCACCAUUACAAUGACAAAAUCCAAUCCCUUAAUCGAUCCCAACACUGGAUUCUGCCCCCACACUAGAACUUUCCACAGCCUCCGGCAACCCGUCCCUCUGCCUCCACCCUCUCUUCCCCUCUCCACCACCCGGUACUGCCUCUCUCUCCUCAACUCCUCCUCCACCCCUGCCACCUCCUCCACCGCCUGCAUCAUCAACGCCACCACCAACCAAUGCCUCACCUACUCUCAAUUCAUCUCCCAAACUCGCUCCCUCGCAUUUUCCCUCCAAAAACACUACUCCUUGUCUCCAAACGAUGUGGCAUUCAUCAUUUCCCCACCGACUAUUCACGUUCUUGUGCUUUACUUCGCCCUUAUGUCGUUAGGUGUCGUCAUCUCUCCCGCCAACCCGCUUGCUUCCGAGUCCGAAAUCGCUCACCAGGUCCAACUCUGCAAACCCGUUAUCGCCUUCGCUACGUCGGAGACAUCGGGAAAGCUUCCGCUUUUAAAACUUGGAACCUUCCUCGUCGACUCGCCCGAGUUUGCCUCUUUCUUGACUCUUUUCAACGUCGAUAGCGACUUCCUUGACCAGGUCAACGUGAACCAGUCCGACCCGGCGGCGAUUCUGUAUUCCUCAGGGACUACCGGGCGAGUCAAGGGCGUGUUGCUGAGUCACCGGAAUAUGAUCGCGUUACUUGCUGGGUUUUAUCACUUGCUGCAGGAGGAAGAUGGGCCAGAACCACCAAAAGAACACCCAGUUUCGUUCUUUACGGUUCCCCUGUUCCACGUAUUCGGGUUCUUCAUGUUUCUGAGAGUGAUUUCAAUGGCAGAGACGAUGGUUUUGACUGAGAGAUUUGACUUCGAGGGAAUGCUAAGAGCGAUAGAGAAGUACAGGGUCACUUACAUGCCAGUCUCGCCACCAUUGGUGGUCGCCUUCGUAAAAUCAGAUUUAACCAAAAAGUACGAUCUCAGCUCGCUCCAGGUGCUCGGGUGCGGUGGUGCGCCACUUGGCAAGGAGGUCGCCGAGCGGUUCAGUGAGAAAUUUCCAAAUGUGGGGAUUGUGCAGGGAUAUGGAUUGACUGAGACUGGAGGGGGAGCGUCAAGACUUUUAGGGCCUGAGGAGUGGAAAAGACAUGGUUCUGCAGGCCGCCUGGCUGAAAAUAUGGAAGCCAAGAUCGUUGAUCUGGUGAGUGGAGAAGCCUUGCCUCCUGGUCAGAGAGGGGAGUUAUGGCUGCGAGGUCCCACUGUCAUGAAAGGUUAUGUGGGAGAUGAGAAGGCAACUGCUGAAACCUUGGAUGCAGAAGGCUGGUUAAAAACUGGUGAUAUUUGUUAUUUUGAUUCAGAAGGGUUCCUCUAUAUUGUGGACAGAUUGAAGGAAUUGAUAAAAUACAAGGCCUAUCAGGUUCCUCCUGCUGAGUUGGAACAUUUGCUUCAUUCCCAUCCUGAAAUUGCUGAUGCUGCUGUUAUUCCGUAUCCUGACGAAGAAGCAGGGCAGAUUCCCAUGGGCUUUAUAGUGAGAAAACCUGGAAGCAAUAUCACUGCAGCUCAAGUCAUGGAUUUCAUUGCAAAACAGGUUGCACCAUACAAGAAGAUAAGGCGUGUUGCGUUUAUAUCUUCUAUUCCAAAAUCUCCAGCAGGGAAGAUCUUGAGAAGAGAGCUGGUCAAAGAUGCCCUCUCUGGCGCUUCUUCCAAAUUAUAACUGAGAGAGGAUACCUCUGGAAGGGGAGAACGUGUGCAGUUGAAAACUUCAUAAAGUCAUCAGAUACCAACUGCAUGUGAAUUAACAUAUUACCUUGAAAAGCAUUCCCGUUAUCCGGUGCACCAUAAUGAAACGACUUCUUUUAGAUUUCUCAGGAUUAUAUUUAUUUCUUUUUGAUCGAUUUUAGAUUUAGUUUUAGUUUUUAUGAACAGUAUGUUGAUGCUCAAAAGUGUCAUUGUCAUUGAAGGUUUUAACCACGCAACAUACAGUUUCUGUUAUUUAGGGCUUGUUUGGUAUAACGGUUAAAAUUCAGCGGAUAGCGGAUAGUGGUAGCGGGUGGCAGUUAGCGGAUGGCGGAAAUGGGUAGCGGAUGGUAAAUAAUGGAUUCGAUAAAUAUAACUAUUUGGU